AUGGCUUGCCGACCGCGGCUCCUGUGCCAGCUCUCGCGCCGCCUCUUCUCGACGGCCGCGGCGGCCGACCCCUCGCACAAGACGCAAAUCUACCUGUCGCGCUCCGCCGACCCGCUGCUGAACCUCUCGGUCGAGCACCACCUGCUGCGGACGGUGCCGGCCGACGCGACCGUGCUCAUGCUCUACGCCAACGCGCCGUGCGUCGUCGUCGGGCGCAACCAGAACCCGUGGAUCGAGACGGACCUGGCGCGCCUCGCCGGCGGUGGCGUGCAGCUCGUGCGGCGGCGCUCCGGCGGCGGCACCGUCUUCCACGAUCCAGGCAACGUCAACUUCAGCGUCAUUGGUCCGUCGGCCGCGUUUGACCGGGACCGGCACGCGGACAUGGUGGUGCGCGCGCUGCGCCGCCUCGGGCGGCCGACCGCGCGCGUCAACGCGCGCCACGACAUCGUCGUCGACGAACCCGGUGCCACCUUCAAGGUCUCGGGCUCCGCGUACAAGCUCACCCGGCUGCGGUCGCUGCACCACGGCACCUGCCUGCUGCGCAGCCCGCACCUCGACGCCAUUUCGGGGCUGCUGCGCGCGCCGGCCGCGCCGUUUGUGCGCGCCCGCGGCGUGGAGAGCGUGCGCAGCCCCGUGCGCAACCUCGACCUCGACGCCGACGCGUUCCGCGACGCCGUCGUCCGCGAGUUCGAGGCCAUGUACGGGCCGCCCGACGUGCGCGCCGUCGUCGAGGACGGCCCCGCGCGCGCCGUGGAUCCCGUCCGCCGCGGCUAUGCCGAGAUGGCGUCCCGCGAGUGGCUGUACGGCCAGACGCCGCGGUUCACGCUGAGCACGCACCCGACGGAGCAGGACCCGCGGCCGCGGCCGAAACUCCCGUUUGAGGAACGCGUCUAUAUUGAGGCAAAGCAGGGCGUCAUCGAGCGCUUUCAGGUGGAAAACGGAAACGGCGCGCGCAGGGAUCUCUCUUCUUUGGUCGGCGUCACCAUGUACAACAUCAACGACUGGUCCGCGCAGCUUGCCGACGCAGGCAUCGCGAGCCACCAAGCACAGCCUAUCGGGAACUGGCUGAAUAGUAUUCUCGGGACUGCAUUCACAAGGCAAUGA
Cordyceps militaris CM01 is the source of this 1104-nucleotide messenger RNA. Its product is annotated as lipoate-protein ligase A, putative. The transcript has 2 exons. Gene Ontology annotation, molecular function: lipoyltransferase activity. The record is from RefSeq and is a predicted model, not a curated record. Gene Ontology annotation, cellular component: cytoplasm; mitochondrion. Bases 1 to 1104 code for a protein of 367 amino acids. Gene Ontology annotation, biological process: protein lipoylation. Lineage: Eukaryota; Fungi; Ascomycota; Sordariomycetes; Hypocreales; Cordycipitaceae.